AUGUCUAAUCAGCCAGAUCAAGAAAAUCAAAUAGCACCAAAGAAAUUUAUUGAAAGUGAUGCUGGUGAUGGUACUAAAAGAGAAGAUCAGUAUUUACACGGAUUUCAUUUAUACGCAUGUUUUACAGCUAUCUUUCUUUGUAUGUUCUUAGCAGCAUUAGAUCAAACUAUUGUUACUACAAUCUUAACUACUGUUGGAAAUAAGUUCGAUGCAUUUGAUAAAGUUGGUUGGUUAUCAUCUGGUUUCCUCUUAACUAUGGCCAUUUUCAUUCAAACAUUUGGUAAAUUAUCAAUUAUUUUUGGUAGAAAAUAUACCAUGAUUGUAGCAGUAGUUAUUUUUGAAGCAGGUUCAUUAAUGGCUGCUCUUGCCCCCAAUAUGAAUGUUUUAAUUGGUGGUAGAGUUUUGGGUGGUAUCGGAGCUGCUGGUAUUCAAGGUUUAUCUUUUGUUAUCAUUAGUGAAGUUGUUCCAAUAGAUAAACGUCCUAUUGCUAUGGCUGUUAUUAGUACAGUUUUUGCAUUUGCCUCUGUCCUUGGACCUUUGAUUGGUGGUGCUUUCACUUCUCAUGUUUCUUGGAGAUGGGCUUUCUAUAUUAACUUACCAAUUGGGGGUAUUGCUGCUGUUUUCUUAGCUUGGGCAUUUAAUCCACCUAGACCAACAAUAAACGUUAAAGAAGAGUUGAAGAAAUUUGAUUACUUUGGAACCUUUUUGUUAAUUGCUGGGUGUGUUGUAUUUUUAUUGGCUUUAACUUUUGGAGGUAAUAAUUAUGCUUGGGACUCUGCUCCUGUUAUUUUAUGUUUUGUUUUAGGUGGUUUAACAUUUUUUGCAUUUGUUAUUUGGAAUAUUUAUUUUUCCAAAAAUCCAGUAUUUCCAAAUGAAAUUACUAAAGUUCCUCAAAUUCUUGCUUCUGUUAUUGCUAUGAGUGGAACUUUUGCAUUUUUUAUUACCUCAAUUAUUUAUCUCUCCAUUUACUUUCAAGUCAUUCAUGGUGCUAGUGCUAUGAGUUCUGGGUUACAUAUCUUACCUGUUAUUGUUGGUGUUGUCAUUAGUUCAAUUGCCACUGGUGUUUUGAUUCAAAAAUUAAAAUUUGUUAAGCCCUAUGCAGUUAUUGCUGGUGUUUUAGCUCCAAUUGGAGCAGGUCUUUUAUGUUUAUUAGAAGUUGAUUCAUCAUUUUCCCAACAAGUUGGUUUGUUGAUUAUUGGUGGUGUUGCUACUGGUAUGCAAAUUCAACCAGCAGUAAUGUCAUCUCAAAUUAGUGCCCCAAAAACUGCUGGUAGUACUAUUAUGGUUACUACUUUCUUUAACUUUUCAAGAUCCAUUGCUUCUGCAAUUGGUGCCGAUCUCGGUGAUGCAGUUUAUUCAUCUUCCUUAAGAACCCUUUUUAGAAAGGCUAUUGCAAAUGAAACCAAUCAAGAAAUAUUACAAGAAUUAAGUGGAGUAAAUCUUGAUUCAUUAGUUUCGAAUAAUGCGAUCCUUGAACAGUUAAGUCCAGCUGCACAAUAUUUUGUUAAGACUCAAAUUAUGGAAGCUAUCAGAAAUGUCUUUUACAUGUGCAUUGGAUUUGCUUGCAUUACCACUGUUGCUUGUCUUUUUGGUACCAAUAAAAAGUUACCAGAUGCUCAAGUAAAAGCCCCUGCUCAGGAAGCAGAAACUAAAUCAAUUGAAGAUGAAGAGAAUGAGAAAGAAAAGCCUCAAGCUGACUUGGAGAGUACCCAAGAAUUAAGUGAAGGUGGUUCAUUAUCGGAUGAUAAGAAUACUAGAAAAUAG
Messenger RNA from Scheffersomyces amazonensis, 1764 nucleotides. RefSeq names its product MDR family MFS transporter. The coding region runs from base 1 to 1764 and encodes 587 amino acids. Gene Ontology annotation, molecular function: transmembrane transporter activity. The record is from RefSeq and is a predicted model, not a curated record. The transcript has a single exon. Gene Ontology annotation, cellular component: plasma membrane. NCBI's taxonomy places the organism in Eukaryota, Fungi, Ascomycota, Pichiomycetes, Serinales, Debaryomycetaceae. Gene Ontology annotation, biological process: transmembrane transport.